This is a messenger RNA of Colossoma macropomum (tambaqui), 1404 nucleotides long. RefSeq names its product class II histocompatibility antigen, B-L beta chain-like. Bases 123 to 755 code for a protein of 210 amino acids. Lineage: Eukaryota; Metazoa; Chordata; Actinopteri; Characiformes; Serrasalmidae. Gene Ontology annotation, biological process: immune response. The record is from RefSeq and is a predicted model, not a curated record. The transcript has 7 exons. Gene Ontology annotation, cellular component: external side of plasma membrane.
CUGUCCAGUCUAAAAGCUCUUCAGACAGAGUCUCUGAGUUCAGUGCAGUGACUCUGCUGGAUGACAGACAGAUUGACUCCUACAGCAGUACAGACGGGGUCAGGACUCCUAAACAGGCCUGGAUGAAGGAGAUGAAGGAGAGUGAGUGGAAAGAAGGCGCUGAUAAACUGAAGUACGAUGGACAUCAUUUAAACAAGAUCCUCGACAUACAGACGAAGGCCUUCAGACACGAUGAGUCAGCUCCACCAGAUGUUCAUGUGUUUGCAAAGAAAUCUGUUACUGACUCAAAGAAGCUGAACCUGACCUGCCUGGCCACGGGCUUCUACCCCAAAGACAUGGAGAUUAAACUGAGGAAGUUCACCACUUCACUGCCUGAACAUCUACUGAGAUCUUCAGGAGUCAGACCCAAUGAUGAUGGAACCUACCAGCUGAGGAAGAGUGUGGAGAUCCAGGAGGAGGAAGCAGCAGAUUAUGACUGUUAUGUGAAUCACAGCUCCAUCAACACACCAGUAAUUAAACAAUGGGAUGGAAAAUGCAGUGACUGCCAGAGUCGUCUGAUUGUAGGAGUGAUGUGCUUUUUGCUGGUCAUGCUGGUUGGGGUCAUCUUCUUUUUUCUGAAAAAGAAGGGGAUCAUUGGUAAAAGAGACAAUCAUCAUCCAAAUGUAAUCUUCAGCAACGGAAGGGAAUCUACUUGUCUAUCAAACUGGAGCAGCACUGAAAAUGUUAAUGUGAACAUUAAUCUGACUGGUUCCUGAAGCUGUGGGUCAACAGUUUAAACUCGUGCAGAACAAAUGAUCGCUCUCCUCCACAGGUAACUGACUGACUAUUUAAGUAGGCAUCGUCAUCAUAAAGGCUGUUUUUGUCAACUUUGACGUCAACAUAACAUGUUGAUCCACAUGCUGAUCAGCUCUGUGGAUGAAUGUAGUGAUGCCAUGAGACCCUCAGGCUGAAUCUAGAAAAAGAAUUCUACUAUUUGGAAUGAUGAUGAUUUUUUGUUGUUACUGGUGAUGUUUACUGAUUAUUAUACUGAUGGUGGUGUUUGUAAUAAUUAUGUAUGCACCGAUCCAGCUUUUUCUCUCCUGAUACGGAUUUCUUUUUUUUUAAAUUUAAAGUCUGUUAACCUGUAAUGUUCCGUUCCUACUGAAGAGUUCUUCUAUUUUAAGAAAUUUUAGUAGUUAAAGGUUUUUAAAAUGAGUCACACUGAACAGGUAUUUCAUAUUCAACCAAAUUCUUCUAACUUAGAAGUUUUUUCAGAUUUAUUUUACAAAAUCUGAGUAUAUUAGACAUCUUCACUGUCAAAUUACUUGCAUUAAAUUGAUAAAAGUGUAAAAAUCUGAAAUACAACCAUUUCCAAAAACGUUGGGAUGCUGUGCAGAAUGUAAAUAAAAACAAAAUGCAAUUAUA